AUGCACAAUCUUUUAGGAAGCAAAUUUAAGGGCCAUUGUAGACAAUUAUUCGCAGCAAUUACAGUGAAUCUCGUCACGUUUUCGUUUGGACUUUACACGGGAUGGUCUUCGACGGUUGCGCCUAUGCUCCAAAACGCAACGAACACUCCACUCGACCAUGGUCAAGUGCUGACGGCCAACUCAAUUUCUUGGGCCUGCAGCUGGGGUAUGCUCAGCGCCAUACUGGGCACGUUCUUCUGGGGUAUGUUGGCGGACAACUGCGGCCGGAAGACUACCGGUUUCCUGACCAUGUUACCAUACCUGGUCAGCUGGGUCAUCCUGUUAGUUUUUAAGACGGAGACAGCACUGAUGGUGUCCCGGUUCCUGGGUGGUCUGGGGGCCAGCGGGGCGGCCAUCAACUGCCCGAUGUACGUGGGCGAGGUGAGCGAGGCGAGCAUGAAGGCAGGCCUAGGUUCGCUGUUCAUACUCAUGUACAACAUCGGUGUGCUGUACGUGUACGUGUUUGGCGUGAUGGUUAACUAUGACUAUCUGAACGUGGCCUGUCUGGCCAUCAGCGUGUUGUUCAUGGUGGUGUGGAGCUAUGUACCCGAGUCGCCAAUAUUCCUUAUCCAGAAGAAUCGGAUGGAUGAGGCAAGGCGGUCGCUCAUGUGGUUCCGGGGUAAGGACAACGACAAAGAGGUAAGCGAGGAAAUCGACUCUCUGAUGCGGCACAGUGACCAGACGACCAAGGCCACGCUGGCCGACUACAAGAAACGUGGCACGGUCAAGGCGCUGCUCAUCGGCCUGGUGUUCCAGGCGGGCACACAGUUCAGCGGCAUCAACAUCAUACUCAUGUACACGGUAGACAUAUUCCAGAAGAGCGGUAGCACUUUGUCCCCACAUUCAUGUACCAUACUUGUGGGCGUGGUGCAGGUCAUCGGGUCCGCGAUAGCGUCAUGCACGGUACACAGGGCCGGCCGCAAGUUCUUCCUGAUGGCUACGUACGCGAUCACCGCCCUGGCGCUGAUCACCAUCGGCUCGUGUUUCUAUGCCAACAAGGUGGACUCGACGAUUAACACCGGCAUGUUGCCCGUGCUCAGCCUAUCGGUGCACGUGAUCGCGUUUUCGCUGGGCCUGGGUAUGGUGCCAUAUAUCAUCUACACCGAGGUAUUCCCUGCCAACGUGCGCAACAUAUGCAUGUCCAUGCUAAUGUUCUUCAACAACGUGCUGGGCUUCGUCAUCAUUAAGGCGUACCCGUCCAUGUCGGACGCGUUGCACAUAUCCGGCUGCUUCUGGGUGUUCGGCGCUGUGUGCCUGGCCGUUGUGCCGUAUACCUACCUGUUCGUUCCCGAGACCAAAGACAAGGCGUACGAUGAUAUCCGCCGUGAGCUGCUGCUGUGGUUCCCGGACAGGCGGCACAAUGACAAGGCGUCGGAGGUGGCGAAGGCGGAAAAGGCGGCAGCGGUGGACCAAGUAGAAGGCGGCGGCGGCAACGUGGUCGUAGUUGAAGCUAGUGAGAUGAAAGUCUGCAUGGGAAAGGAUCAGAGUUGCUUCACGACACCCCAACAGACGCGUGACAAUGUUAAAUAA
Molecule: messenger RNA, 1569 nt
Organism: Macrosiphum euphorbiae (potato aphid)
Lineage: Eukaryota; Metazoa; Arthropoda; Insecta; Hemiptera; Aphididae
Source: the annotation of a GenBank genome assembly